This is a messenger RNA of Cydia amplana, 2398 nucleotides long. RefSeq names its product integrin beta pat-3-like. Gene Ontology annotation, molecular function: integrin binding. The record is from RefSeq and is a predicted model, not a curated record. Bases 55 to 2364 code for a protein of 769 amino acids. Gene Ontology annotation, biological process: integrin-mediated signaling pathway; cell migration; cell-matrix adhesion. NCBI's taxonomy places the organism in Eukaryota, Metazoa, Arthropoda, Insecta, Lepidoptera, Tortricidae. Gene Ontology annotation, cellular component: integrin complex; focal adhesion; cell surface. The transcript has 8 exons.
AUUACCCGAACUCGGUCAUGUUUCUAAUUCUUCAGUAAUUAUCAUUAAUUUGCCAUGUCUGUUAUAAUUAAAAUAACAUUGGCGAUAUUAGUAUCCGGCGUGAGUUGUGAAGCGGCGAAGUGUGAUGGUAAAACUUGUGCGCAAUGUAUAGGUGAAUCAGUUGACUGCGCGUGGUGUCCUGCCGCAGAUCAUAUUGGACCAAGAUGCCAAUCAAACAACACGAUAAACCCCUCCUGGUGUAGUGAAAAAGUGGACAACCCGAUACCUAACAAACCCAAAGAGAUUUUGAGGAAUGACCGUAUCACGCCAGACCCAACAAAGGUGGUUCAGCUGGCCCCUCAGGAACUUAAAAUAUCCAUUCGACCUGGACAGACAGAAAAAUUCACGAUCAAUUACAAACCCGCAAAGGAUUAUCCAUUAGACGUAUAUUAUCUCAUGGAUGCUUCAUAUACAAUGAGAAAUACUAUACAAUUGCUAAGAAAGCAGGGAGAACAAAUCUAUAAAAGAUUAAAUCAAUUUACAAAUAACGUGAGAUUAGGAGCCGGCACAUUUAUAGAGAAGCCGGCUUUGCCCUUUGCAGACCCUAACAUCCACUACGCUUAUGCUUUCAAACAUCAUCUCAAUCUCACUACACAGAGAGACAGAUUCGAGAAAGUUCUUAAUAAUGUUAGGACCGGAGCUAACUAUGAGGCCCCCGAAGCUGGCCUCGAUGCGCUGAUGCAAGUGAUGGCCUGUAAAGAUGAAAUCGGUUGGAGAAAAAAUUCAAGGAAAAUCAUAGUAUUGUGCACCGAUGCCACAUACCAUAGCGCCGGUGAUGGAAAAAUAGUUGGAGCGGCUAAACUCAACGACAUGGAGUGCCAUCUCAACAAAGAUGGUGCUUACACUCUAGAAUUAGAACAAGACUACCCCACGGUUAACCAGAUACGAAAAAUUGCCAAACGUGAAAAUAUUAUUGUUAUUUUCAACGUUAAGAACCGUGUUAUACCCGAAUACAAGGCUUUAGCAGACCGACUUGAUAUAGGAGCAGAAGUAAUUGAGUUAAAAGAAAAUUCCAAUAUAACUAAAACAAUUGCUGACGUAUAUACGAGGAAACUAGGCAACGUUAAAAUGGAUGUUUCAAGACCAGACAAUGUUCUAGUCACAUUGACACCGGAUUGUACAGUCCAAGAUACCUGCCAAGUGGCGCAUGCCAGUGAUACCCAGAUCCAAGUCACAGUCACUGCCGAUUCUUGCCUGAAAAGGGAAGAAAAUAAUACAAUCACGAUUAAGCCAGAUGGCCUGGCCGAGACUGUAAAGAUUACUAUUAAAACUUUAUGUGAAUGCGAUUGCGAGAAAAAACCAAAACCGAACGCGAUAAAGUGCCACAGUAGCGGUAGUUUAGUAUGUGGGAUUUGCGAAUGUAAUCCUAACCGUUUUGGGGACACGUGCGACUGCAUUGGAAGUUCUACGAUGCAUUUAGACAAAUGCAAAGCACAUCCUGAGGACACGGUCUUAUGUAGUGGUAUUGAUAGAGGUUCAUGUAGCUGCGGCAAAUGCACCUGCAAUCAAUUCUACUCUGGUGAUUUCUGUGAGUACGACGAAAGAGCGUGCCUCAAGGGUGCCCCGACGAAGGGCAGCGACCUUCGGCUCAUUUGCUCCGGCAAAGGCAAGUGCAUCAAGGAGAAAUGCGAGUGUUCCAAGGACUACGAGGGCGACGCGUGCCAGUGCCCCCUCAAAGACGACGACUGUCGUGCCCCUUAUUCUGAAAAAGUUUGCUCCGGAAACGGCAUAUGCCAAUGUGGUGAAUGUAAUUGUACUAGACUAGAUUCCAAAGGCAACCUCUAUCACGGUGCCUUCUGCGAAAACUGUCACGACUGCGACGGAAACAGGUGCAAAGAGCUAGAGAAAUACGUACUAUGCGUGUACACGAACGAGACAACGAAAGAAGCGUGCGACGAAAAGUUUCAGUCAAAGAACACCUACGUUUUUUUCGUAAAUAAAACAGAAAUCAAUACACCGAAGUAUCAUCUAGCAAAACGCUGCACAAUACUCCGAGAUGAUGGAAAAUCUAUUAUUUUCAAGCAUAGAUAUUAUAGAAAGGAUGCAAAUAUGCACAUUAUCAUUCAAAAGGAGUUGGAGGAACCCGACCGUGCCAAUAUGUGGAUCGCCAUAGGCAGCGCCAUUGGCGCCAUAAUUCUGAUCGGCCUGUUGACCGCGGUCAUCUGGAAGGUGGCGGUGGACAUGUACGACGCCAGGGAGUACAAGAGAUUCAACAAGUUGCUCGACGAGUCCGGAGACGCUGCGAACAUCAACCAAAUAUAUAAAGAGCCUACGGCUAACUUUACGAACCCCAUGUUUAACAGACUGUCGCGUGUGUUACGCUAGUUUAGUUUGAUCUUUGUUUUAAUAAUCGACCAAA